AUGUCUAUCGGUAAAGAGUCGACCGACCAAGGCCACUUUUGCCAGCCCUGCCAGAGGAAUUUCCCACAUGCGCAGGCUCUGCGUAUGCAUCGUGAGAUGUCCAAGGAACACCGGGGUACCAACUCGAGUCCUUCUAAGAGUACCAACCCGGAAUCCAGAUGCGAGCUCUGCAACAAGUCCUUCAAGAGCCAGAAUGCACUGGAUGAUCAUAUCCGAGACUCGGUGAGCCACAAGACCACAUCGAACCCUGCCCCUCUACCUAAGGUCUGGGGAAACUGGUCUGCCAUACCCUUUGCCGAACGAGACUCACUGUUAACUACGCUUCGAGUAGAAUGUCACUCCACCGAGUCUCUUUCCCAACAAGGCUUCUGGACCCAAAUUCCGAGCGAGAAGGAUCUCGACAUGAAGAAGAAGUGCAAGAACUGCGGAGAAAUGAAAAAGAAACUUCGAUCCUCAACAUGCCGAUUCCACCCUGCUAAGAAAGCAUUUGAAAAAGGCAUAAUGCAAGGCCGAGGCACCAACGCCGCAGCCCGAAAAGCACCAUGCGUAAAGUGCAACCAAAUCGGAAACUAUGGAUGCAUCGCCCUGACCACACACGACUUUGCGCUUGCAGACCCAAAGCUCGCGCACAUGAAACCCAGUCCGAGCCCUAAAUCUAACCGUAACGCCCGCAAGGCAGUAGUGCUAGACUGCGAGAUGGUCGGCGUCCUCGGGCCCAACAACGGCCAAGUCAGCGAAGCGAUCCGCGUCAGCGCGGUGGACUUCUUAUCCGGGGAGAUUCUCAUCGAUACGUACGUUGAGCCCGCAGAGAGGAUUAUUGCCUGGAGGAGCCAAUAUAGCGGAGUGACGCCGGCGCUGUUUAAAGACAUGAAGCGGCGGGGGCGGACGGUGCGAGGGUGGAGAGCGGCCAGGGAGUUGGCUUGGAAAUAUAUUGACCAGGAUACGGUUCUCAUGGGCCAUGCGCUGCAUAAUGACCUGGCUGUUUUGGGGAUUGUUCAUGGUAAUGUUGUUGACUCGGCGAUUCUGACGCGUGAUGCGGUGGGUUGUGGGUGUCGGCGAUCUUGGGCGCUCAGGACGCUAACGUCGGAGUUUCUUGGUCGUGAGAUUCAGACGGGGUCUAGUGGGCAUGAUUGUUUGGAAGAUACCUUUGCAGCAAGAGAGGUGGUUCUUUGGUGUUUGCGGAAUGAGGACAGGCUGGAGGAGUGGGCGUCGUGUCACCGUGAAGAGUGGUCCAUUGUUGAUGGGUUGGAUGAGUUGGAUCUUAACAAAGAGUCUAAUGAGGUUGAUACUCAGGAUUUUCUUUGA
Molecule: messenger RNA, 1305 nt
Organism: Aspergillus puulaauensis
Lineage: Eukaryota; Fungi; Ascomycota; Eurotiomycetes; Eurotiales; Aspergillaceae
Exons: 3
Coding region: 1-1305 (434 amino acids)
Biological process (GO): ribosomal large subunit assembly; rRNA processing
Cellular component (GO): nucleus
Molecular function (GO): exonuclease activity; nucleic acid binding
Source: RefSeq, a predicted model, not a curated record